GGCAACCGACCUCAUCUUCACAUGAGAGUUUUUCUUUCUUUCUGUUGUGAAAACUUGAAGAAAAAGCAGACAUGAGUCUCUCCGGGAAAGACAAGCGCGUCGUGAGGGCUAUCUGGGAAAAAAUGUCCCCCAAGUGCGAUGAAAUUGGAGCUGAGGCUCUUGGCAGGAUGCUGGUUAGUUUCCCGCAGUCUAAGACCUACUUCUCACACUGGGCGGACCUGAGUCCUAGUUCCCCUCAGGUGAGGAAGCAUGGAGCCGUCAUCAUGGGGGCUGUUGGAGAAGCCGUCGGAAACAUGGAUGAUCUUCCAGGAUUCCUCUCCAAACUCAGCGAGCUGCACGCCUUCAAGCUCAGGGUGGACCCCGCCAACUUCAAGAUCCUGGCCCACAACAUCAUCCUGGUCAUGGCCAUGUUCUUCCCCAGAGACUUCACUGCAGAGGUGCACGUCUCCGUUGACAAGUACUUGCAGAAUCUGGCUCUGGCUCUGGCCGAGAAGUACCGUUAAACUGCAGUGAGCAGCGACUGCAUGUUGGCCACUAUGUCAUCCACAGCAAUGUCGAGGAAAGCCUCGGUAAAUAAAUCAAAUAAAUCUAAAA
Messenger RNA from Limanda limanda (common dab), 594 nucleotides. RefSeq names its product hemoglobin subunit alpha-A-like. The record is from RefSeq and is a predicted model, not a curated record. Gene Ontology annotation, biological process: oxygen transport; hydrogen peroxide catabolic process. Lineage: Eukaryota; Metazoa; Chordata; Actinopteri; Pleuronectiformes; Pleuronectidae. Gene Ontology annotation, cellular component: hemoglobin complex; haptoglobin-hemoglobin complex; blood microparticle. The transcript has 3 exons. Gene Ontology annotation, molecular function: oxygen carrier activity; heme binding; haptoglobin binding. The coding region runs from base 72 to 503 and encodes 143 amino acids.